Sugiyamaella lignohabitans is the source of this 2385-nucleotide messenger RNA. It is a transcript of the gene SUL1, whose product is annotated as Sul1p. Gene Ontology annotation, molecular function: sulfate transmembrane transporter activity. Bases 1 to 2385 code for a protein of 794 amino acids. The record is from RefSeq and is a predicted model, not a curated record. The transcript has a single exon. Gene Ontology annotation, biological process: transmembrane transport. Gene Ontology annotation, cellular component: membrane. Lineage: Eukaryota; Fungi; Ascomycota; Dipodascomycetes; Dipodascales; Trichomonascaceae.
AUGUCUACGGGCUCUGACCAUUUAUUUAGUUCCUCGGGGAAUGGAGCUAAUGAUGAAGCUGAACCUUCAUAUAUUUCCAUUCCUCAAUAUGACGAGCCUCCUGUGUCUAUAAAAGACUUUGGCCGUGAGGUCUUUGCUGACACUCCCAAAAAAAUCAAAGAGUAUUUACUUUCAUUAUUUCCCAUCAUUCGUUGGAUUUAUAGAUACAAUUUUGUUUGGCUUUAUGGCGAUUUAAUUGCCGGUAUCACUGUCGGUGCUGUUCUAGUUCCUCAGAGUAUGUCAUAUGCUAAAAUUGCUACUCUCCCUCCUCAGAUUGGUUUGUACUCAUCUUUUGUUGGUGUAAUGAUUUAUUGUUUCUUUGCUACUUCUAAGGAUGUUUCCAUCGGUCCAGUUGCUGUUAUGUCAUUACAAACAUCGAAGGCCAUUGCCCAUGUGAUUCAUAAGCAUCCUGAGUAUGCCAAUGACCCUACUUACAUUGCUCUUGGCUUGUCUCUUCUCUGUGGUGCCAUCGCUUUGGGAAUAGGUUUGUUGCGAUUGGGUUUUAUUCUAGAGUAUAUUCCAAUGCCUGCUGUAUUAGGUUUCAUGACUGGUUCUGCCUUCACUAUCGCAGCUGGUCAAGUUCCUGGUUUGAUGGGAAUUUCAAAGCUCUUCAAUACUCGUGAUGCUACCCAUUUGGUGGUUAUUCACACGUUACAAAAUUUAAAGCACUCGAAUCUCGAUGCUGCUUUUGGGCUUGUCUCAUUGUUUAUCUUGUAUUUUUCGAGAUGGCUUUUCGCUUUUCUUGGAAAGAGAUAUCCCAAGUACGAAAGAGUAUUCUUUUUUGGUUCGGUGUUGAGAAAUGCAUUUGUCAUUAUUUUUUCCACAUUGAUUUCAUGGGGUAUCUGCCACCACCAUAAGAAUCCCAAGAAGUUUCCUAUCAGUGUUCUCGGAACCGUUCCUCGUGGCCUGCAAAAUGUUGGCUAUCACACUAUUGAUCAAAACUUAGCUAGUGCUUUGGCUCCUGAGUUACCCAUUUCCACUGUUAUUCUUCUUAUGGAGCACAUUGCUAUUGCAAAGUCCUUUGGUCGUGUUAAUGACUAUAGAAUCAACCCCAAUCAAGAGCUUAUUGCUAUUGGUACUACCAAUAUGAUCGGUACCUUUUUCAAUGCCUACCCUGCUACCGGUUCAUUUUCUAGAUCUGCUCUUAAGUCCAAGUGUGGUGUUCGUACUCCUCUCGCUGGUAUUUUUACUGGUAUUGUGGUUAUUGUCGCUAUCUACGGGUUGACUGGUACCUUUUAUUGGAUUUCUAAUGCCAGUUUGAGUGCUGUUAUUAUUCAUGCUGUUACUGAUCUUAUGGCCCCUUGGUAUGUGACUUGGAAGUUUUGGAAGUCGUCACCAGUUGAAACUAUCGUUUUUCUCGGUGCCGUGUUCCUAUCUGUUUUCGUUUCGCUUGAAUCAGGUAUCUAUUUUUCGUUCGCUGCUUGUUUAGUAUUCUUACUAUUGCGCAUUUCGUUCCCUACUGGUCAGUUCUUGGGACGUGUUGAGGUGGUCGAAUAUUUGAAUCCAAAUUAUAGUGAGGCUAAUGGCGCUAUCGAGGAGACUUCAAGAAUUGAUAAUGACCCUGAAGAUAAGAAAAAAUAUGAAGUUGUUCGUCAAACCAGUAGCAGUGGUUCAGCUAACCCAAAACCUACUACUGUUAAGAAAUACACGUGGGUACCUUUAAAUCAUCAUAACAUUAACAAGGACGUGUUAAUUCAACCACCUCCACCUGGUGUGUUUGUGUUCAGACCAGGUGAGUCGUUUACUUUCCCCAAUGCGGCAAGACAGUUAGAGAUUCUUGUUCAAGAAGUUAGAAAACAGACAAGGAAGGGUGGUGUUCAACAGCAUCAAUUGACCUUAGGCGAGAGACCCUGGAAUGACCACGGUCCUCGACACAAGGUAUACGAUGAAGGCUUUGUUGAUGAGAGACCACUCUUACGUGCUGUUGUUUUUGACUUCUCUGCUAGUCCUCACAUUGAUUUGAAUGGUGUUCAAGCUCUGGCUGAUAUCAGACAGGAGCUCAACAAGUACGCUAAUCGUGAGGUUGAGUACCAUUUUGUUGGCAUUUUAUCAGUUUGGUCUCGUCGUGCUCUUAUGGCCCACUCAUUUGGAGGCGACAAUUCAGAGACAAGACCUGAGCGACAUUAUGUUGAAAUUUCUCUACGACAAGCUGCUGGAGUCGAUGGAUCUGCCACAGAGGCUGUAGAGGAAGAGUCCAAGAAAAAGAAUAAAUAUAGGGAUGAGGAGGAACGGGACACGGUUUCUCAACUGAGCAAUGAUGGAAGUUACAUCCCAAUUAUUGCUACGAAUACCCCAUUUUUCCAUCUCGAGAUUCCCAAUCUAGAAUUCCCUGAGUCUAGGGAAUAA